This is a messenger RNA of Punica granatum (pomegranate), 930 nucleotides long. The record is from RefSeq and is a predicted model, not a curated record. NCBI's taxonomy places the organism in Eukaryota, Viridiplantae, Streptophyta, Magnoliopsida, Myrtales, Lythraceae.
AUCCCCUCGAUUUUCCCAUCGUAUGCCCCUCUUCUCUUCUCCUCUUGCCUUCCUCCCCGCAAUCUCGUUCCUGCCAUUUCUGUAUGCUUGAAGUUAGCUGUUGCGCGUAGAAAGUUGGUGCCUUUGACUUUUGAAGGAGUGGGAUAGGCCAAAGCCCGGUCGAAGACCAGAUAUAAAUGAAACUGUCUGCAGGUUCAGGUUUUGGUGAGGAAAAAUGACUCUCUCGAACGAUGAGAUCACGAGGCUUCACCGUAUCCGGAAGACGGUGAUGCAGAUGCUGAGGGACAGGGAAUACCUCGUGGGAGAUUUCGAGAUAAACAUGUCAAGGUAUCAGUUCGUUGACAAGUUUGGGGAGUACAUGAAAAGGGAGGAUCUUGUGAUCAACAAAGCGAAGAGGAAUGACUCUUCUGAUCAGGAAAAAGAGGAGAAGUUAGAUGGAGAUGCAGGUCUGAACAAGCUCUUCCGGGAUAUAUACCAAAGCGCAGAUGAAGAUAUGAGGAGGGCUAUGACCAAAUCUUUCCUGGAGUCGAAUGGAACCAUUCUGGCCACCAACUGGAACUCUCAUGCACGAGUGUUUUGCCUAGAACUCACAUUUAAUGGUGGUUGGUUAUUGAAGAUGAAAAGAUGGCAUCCUUACUGCCAAGAAUUCUCACUAAACAAUUGCUAGUUAGUCGAGACGAAGUGAUUACUUGCGACAUCCUGCUUGCACACAUAGUUACAGGAGAGGUCUGGUGAUUAUAUGCACCAGCUUCAUACGAAAAAUAGCGCACGACAGACGGUGAAUUCUGCUUUGUACUAAUGAAGCACAUAUACCUGUUCUUGUUCAUACCAAAUGUGCUCCGGCUUUGUUGGCCUCAUCACCCGUGACAAAAACUAUUAUAACGUUUCGGCAUUGUUCGUCAAAAUGCAGUUAAGAUUUCAUUCUCCUCC